AUGUGGUGCAAGGAUUGCAACUCGGAUAGAAGUGAUAUCUCCGAGGCCUGUGAGGAUUGCGACUCGGAUAGAAGUGAUAUCUUCGAGGCCUGCAAGGAUUGCUACUCGGAUAUAAGUGGUAUCUCCGAGGCCUGCGAAGAUUGCAACUCGGAUAUAAGUAAUACCUUCGAGACUUGCGAGGAUUGCGACUUGGAUAGAAGUGGUAUCUCCGAGGCUUGCGAGGAUUACGGCUCGAGUAGACUUGGUGUUUUCGAUGCCUGCGAUGAUGGAAUUGACGGUUCAGGAAUAAGGGGGUACGUAGGCAGCCUAGAGAUUAUAGGUGCAGCCGCGAGGUCAAGUGGGGAGACUCUGCCAAAUUUUCGGCAGAAGUCGAGCUUGAAAUUCUUUGGAUUUGGUUUAGAAGGGCAAUUUGGUCGUUUGUGCCUGGCACCUGCCAGGUGUCGAACACGCAAAGGGUUCGGCUCGGAUUUCAAAGUGAAAUUUGGGUAUGGUCCUGUCACCUACACUUCAAAAUGA
Molecule: messenger RNA, 516 nt
Organism: Prunus armeniaca (apricot)
Lineage: Eukaryota; Viridiplantae; Streptophyta; Magnoliopsida; Rosales; Rosaceae
Source: the annotation of a GenBank genome assembly